Molecule: messenger RNA, 1271 nt
Organism: Neoarius graeffei (lesser salmon catfish)
Lineage: Eukaryota; Metazoa; Chordata; Actinopteri; Siluriformes; Ariidae
Gene: hpdb
Product: 4-hydroxyphenylpyruvate dioxygenase b
Exons: 14
Coding region: 44-1228 (394 amino acids)
Biological process (GO): L-tyrosine catabolic process
Cellular component (GO): endoplasmic reticulum membrane; Golgi membrane
Molecular function (GO): 4-hydroxyphenylpyruvate dioxygenase activity
Source: RefSeq, a predicted model, not a curated record
ACAAAAGUUGUAUCUUAAAAAUCAGGGGCUGAAGCACACCAAAAUGACUUCUUACACAGAUAAAGGUGAAAAGCACGAGCAGGGCAAGUUCAUCAGCUUCGACCACCUCACUUUCUGGGUUGGGAAUGCCAAGCAGGCAACCGCCUCCUUUUACUGCAGCAAGCUGGGUUUUGAGCCUCUGGCAUACCGUGGUCUGGAGACGGACAGCCGUGAUGUCGUCUCUCACGUGGUUAAACAGGGAAAGAUUAUUUAUGUUUUCUCCUCUGCACUGAGUCCUGGUAACAAAGAGAUGGGGGAGCACUUGGUGAAACAUGGAGAUGGAGUCAAAGACAUCGCUUUCACUGUGGAGGACUGUGACUCCUUAGUGCAGAAAGCCAGAGAGCGAGGUGCCAUCAUCCUCAAGGAACCUCAUGUGCUGAAGGACGACUUUGGCAGCGUGAAAUUGGCUGUGCUACAGACAUAUGGAGACACGACUCACACACUGGUGGAGAGAAAUGGAUACACAGGACUUUUUCUCCCAGGAUUCCACAUGCCGCUCUUCCGUGAUCCUCUCCUGGCUCAGCUGCCGAGCGGCCAUUUGGAUUUUAUUGAUCAUGUGGUGGGAAACCAGCCAGAUGAUGAGAUGAUGCCUGUGGUGGAAUGGUACCAGAGGAACCUCCUGUUCCACCGUUUCUGGUCUGUAGAUGAUAAACAGCUGCAGACAGAGUUCAGCGCUCUGCGCUCCAUCGUGGUGGCUAAUUACGAGGAGACAGUGAAGAUGCCAAUCAACGAACCUGCCUUUGGUAAACGCAAGUCCCAAAUCCAGGAGUAUGUGGACUAUUACGGUGGCCCGGGAGUCCAGCACAUUGCCAUGAACACCUUGAACAUUAUUGAAGCUAUCCGUAAUUUGAAGGAGCGUGGCAUGGAGUUCAUGACUGUGCCAGAUACCUACUAUGAGCAUCUCCGUGAGAAACUAAAAGACUCAAAGGUCAAAGUCAAUGAGGACAUCAGCAUCAUAGAGGAGCUGAACAUUUUGGUGGACUACGAUGAUAACGGUUAUCUCCUUCAGAUCUUCACCAAACCAGUCCAGGAUCGUCCAACUGUGUUCCUAGAGGUGAUUCAGCGCAACAAUCACCAGGGCUUCGGUGCAGGGAACUUCAAGUCUCUGUUUGAGGCAAUUGAGGCAGACCAGCAUGCCAGAGGGAACCUCACUGUCCUCAUGCCCAACGGGACAUCAGAACAAAUCUGAAAUCGUUAUUUACCAACAUAUCCACUCAUCAUUUAAUAUCUGA